Ochlerotatus camptorhynchus is the source of this 1095-nucleotide messenger RNA. Its product is annotated as superkiller complex protein 8. The coding region runs from base 67 to 1068 and encodes 333 amino acids. The transcript has 4 exons. The record is from RefSeq and is a predicted model, not a curated record. Gene Ontology annotation, cellular component: Cdc73/Paf1 complex. Gene Ontology annotation, molecular function: protein binding. NCBI's taxonomy places the organism in Eukaryota, Metazoa, Arthropoda, Insecta, Diptera, Culicidae.
UUCGAAAUGGUUUCGGUGUGCGGUAUCGAGUGCGGCAUACUUUGAAGAUAAGCCUUCAUUUCCAAAAUGUACUCACUACUGCAUAAAGAAGAAACUGCUCACGAAGAAAGCAUUUGGUCAUGUUCGUGGGGUAGAGUGACAGCAGAUGACGAACAUGGCAAAGAAAGUGAUGGUGAUGCCGACAAUUCCCGCGACUCAGCAGGGAAUCAGAAAAAUAGCGGUGAAUUCCGAGAUUUUGUCGUUACGGGUGGACUAGAUGAUCGUGUAAAAGUUUGGGAUGUAAAACCUGAUAACAAAUUAAAACUUAGAAACACAUUCACUGGACAUUCUCUCGGUGUUGUAUCUGUUGACGUGAGCAGUAAUGGGAAAGUUAUUGCCAGUAGCUCUCUCGAUUCCGGAUUAUGCAUCUGGAAAGCAGAAUCUGGCCAAUUGCUGAACCAGAUUUCUCUUGGACCUGUAGAUUUGUGGACUGUGGCUUUUUCUCCGUGCGACAAGUACAUAAUAUCUGGAUCGCAUGAGGGUAAAAUUUCUCUGUACAGCGUUGAGACCGGAAAACCAGAGCAAGUCCUGGAUCCUCAAAAUGGAAAAUUUACGCUCAGUAUUGCCUAUAGUCCGGAUGGUAAAUACAUUGCCAGUGGUGCAAUCGACGGAAUUAUCAAUAUUUUCGACGUAGCAGCGGGAAAAGUAGCACAGACUCUUGAAGGUCACGCGAUGUCGGUUCGUAGCCUAUGUUUCUCACCAGAUUCUCAAAUGCUGCUAACUGCUUCUGAUGAUGGACACAUGAAACUUUACGAUGUCGCUCAUUCUGAUGUAGUAGGAACUCUGUCAGGACAUUCGUCAUGGGUCCUAUCAGUUUCAUUCUCUGGGGACGGUAAGAGUUUCGCAUCAUCAUCAAGUGAUAAGACCGUCAAAGUUUGGAAUGUUGCUGAACGUCAAUGUUUGCACACCUUCAAUGAUCAUCAAGAUCAAGUGUGGGGCGUUAAGUAUAGUCCUGAUAGUUCGAAGGUUAUAUCGGUUUCAGAAGACAAAAGUGUUAAUCUCUACGACUGUCCACCUAAUAUCAUAUGAACAGAAAAUAAAUAAAAGGAUUGACAA